This is a messenger RNA of Syngnathus typhle (broad-nosed pipefish), 3182 nucleotides long. RefSeq names its product monocarboxylate transporter 2-like. The coding region runs from base 239 to 1693 and encodes 484 amino acids. Gene Ontology annotation, cellular component: membrane. Lineage: Eukaryota; Metazoa; Chordata; Actinopteri; Syngnathiformes; Syngnathidae. The record is from RefSeq and is a predicted model, not a curated record. Gene Ontology annotation, biological process: monocarboxylic acid transport; transmembrane transport. Gene Ontology annotation, molecular function: monocarboxylic acid transmembrane transporter activity. The transcript is spliced from 5 exons.
GCGGUCUAUUAUCAAAUAACCUACGACCCUCAUGAGAAUAAGCUGUUUGGAAUGUUUUCAAAUGCAGAGUAAAUGUACUCGGGAAAUACUCAAGUACAAAUACUAAAGUACAGGCGGAGCACGUGGUAGCUGGAAGCCUGCCCACUACUCGCCGGGUGACGCGUGAACGACAAAAGCCGCAUUAUGAAAGUUUGAACGACUCACUUUAGUCGUCGCGAAUUCUGUCAACAAAAGGAACAUGUCCUCUACACCAACCAAUAAGCAGGCCUUGAAACCACCAGAUGGUGGCUGGGGUUGGAUGGUCGUGAUUGGGGCUCAUAUUUCCAUUGGCUUUGCCUACUCUACACCCAAAGCCCUCUCCAUUUUCUUCAAGGAUAUCCGAUCAGACUUGCAAGCCAGCGAGAGUGACAUAGCGUGGAUCUCAUCUAUCAUGUUAGCAGCCAUGUAUGCUGGAGGACCGGUGAGCAGCGCGUUGGUCAAUCGCUUUGGAAGCCGACCGAUAGUUAUUGUAGGGGGGCUGAUGUGCGGGGCCUCCAUGGUCGCGGCUUCUUUCGGGAACUCCAUCGUUUACCUCUACUUGUGCGUUGGCGUCAUUGCAGGCUGUGGACUGGCCUUAAACCUGAAUGCAUCUAUCACCAUCAUCAGCAAGUAUUUUCUGGCCAAGCGUCCUUUGGCCAAUGGUCUCGCAAUGGCAGGGAGUCCUGUUUUCUUGUGCUUCCUAGCCCCUUUUAAUCAAUUUCUACUGGACAAGUUUGGCUGGAGAGGAAGUCUUCUUAUCCUCGGGGCUCUGAUGCUCAACUGUUGUGUGGCCGGGGCCUUGAUGAGACCCCUCGCUUCCUGUACCUCGUUUCCCGCUAAAAGUAGUAAAAGUAAUAAAGAAGUGGAGGAGCAAUCAAAUAACGCCAACACCAAGCCACUGAAGCAAAGUUGCAGCAGAGGUGCCAAGAACAUCUUUGACUGGUCCUUUUUCAAAGAUCGAGGUUUUCUUAUUUACCUCAUCGGGAACAUCAUGUUCAUUUUCGGUGCCUACGCACCCAUCAUGUUCCUGAAAGAUUACGCCAUCAGUCGUGGCGUGGACCAAUACUCGGCAGCGUAUCUGCUCUCCAUUAUGGGCUUUGUGGACAUGUUUGUUCGCCCCGGCACAGGCCUGAUUGCCAACAGCAAGUGGAUCCGACCACGAAUCCAGUACUUCUUCAGCUUUGCCAUGGUGUUCAAUGGCACCUGCCAUUUACUCUGUCCACUGAUCACCAACUUCACCUUUUUGGUGGUGUACGCCGUAUUUUUUGGCGUGGCUUUCGGCAUGGUUUUCGCCCUCAUCUUUGAGUGCCUGAUGGAUCUGAUGGGAAAUCAACGCUUCCCUCGUGCCGUUGGACUGGUCACCAUCAUUGAGUGCGUCCCCAUGCUGCUGGGACCGCCCACUGCAGGUUUACUGGUGGAUAAAUUUGAAGACUACAAGUACCUCUUCUUCUUGUGCGGCGCAGUGAUUGUUACCGGCGGGAUCUUCCUUUUCAUCAUGAAUAUUUACAACUAUCGUAUGCUGGAAAAAGAAAGGCGUCGACAGCCAAAUGCAAAUUACACAGUAGGCCAGGACCAGGCCGAGAUGGCGAGCGGGCUCACUCACACUUUUUGUCCAAAGGAGUCUGACGUGCUUGAGUGUAAAGAAGACCUAGCGAGCAUCCCAGUUAAAAGUUGACACUUUUAACAAGUCUAUUGUAAUUGGCUAGAAUAUGGUUCAAAUGAUGUUUACAUUACCCUAUUUUUUUAAUGUUCAAUGAAAUCCAAUGUGGCAGUAUAAAAAACAAAAUAGACUAUGAAUUCUAUUUAGAAGACAUUCCAUUUAAAUGGAAUACUUCAUUCUUCCAGAGAUAGGCUCAGAUUUUUUUUGUUUUGUUUUAUCGUUCCCAGGACCUAAGUGGCGCUUACGUUGAAUAACUCAAAACAGCUCCAAGGUUUUAUUAUCUUGUUACCUUUCACCUACAGUCCGUGCCCCUCCUUUCUACUGUUCAAAAGUACAAUGUUACACUGAUCCCCCAAGCCGACAUUUUUUUUUUCAGCGUACUUACAUCACUAGGCCAUAUAUGUUCCUCUGUGCCAUUUCCUGACAACAUUGCACUGAUGAGUCCUACUGCUUGACCUUUGAGACUGUGUUUGUCAACCAAACUUGACUGUUUUAAGUGUUCGAUACUCUUACUGUGUAAAACGGUUCCUUUGCUUUCCGUCAGUGACCAGACUGUGAAUUACUUCUUCGGUACGUCUAAAUCAAUGGUUCUUAACCUGGGUUCGAUCGAACCCUAGGGGUUCGGUGAGUAGGUCUCAGGGGUUCGACAGAGCCUCCACCGAGGAGGUCCGAACAAACCUGAUUUAUCGUGUAGGUAUGCAAUUUGUUGUGAGUUUAUGCAUUGUGUUGAUUUUGUCCUUUGAACAAGGUGAUGUUCAUCCACGGCUCAUUUUGUGCACCAAUAAAAAAAAACCAUCUAUGUCUUGAAUUUAAAAAACAUAUAUUUUUCACAAAUCCGGUGAAUGCGCAUAUGAAACCUCUAACAAGGUGAAGAACCACUGGUUGAAAUGAAUUUGACUCUACUGAAUAUAAAACGAGUCUAUUUGCAAUCACUUAAAUUAACAAGCCUAUUAAAGCCAAACAUAAUCAUGACAACUCGGACCGACCGCACGGAUGGAGCGACAUAUAAGAUGAGAGAGCGCGUCUAGAAUGUUGAUGACCCACCCACCUUUCUCCCGACCUUUGCAUCUGUAAGAAUCAAAUCCGCCUUGUUUACAAUCGGCGGCUGAGCCGAUGAAUCGGGAGCGGUCUUACACGAGUGGCCGGUCUGAGACGAGCAGCCGAGAAAGAAUGUGUUCCCUCGAGGCUCAAAGAGCGCCGGCAUCUAUCAGGAGAAGAAAUUGAAUGGGAUUUGGAGAGCAACAAAGAUUAGAUAGCGCUCCGCUGUUGAGCAAGCAUGAGACGCGCCGAUGGAACGCUUUCCCUGGCUGGGAUGAAAUCAAACCACAGUGAAACGGGCUCACAGUGACAUGUGUGCACACACUGUGGCCUUUGGGCCCCAAGUCAAGAUUUGAUACUUUUGUUUGCUUUUUUUUUUUUCUGGCUGCUCUGGUUCAAUAAAGGUUGAGAAACUCAGAAUCGUGCUAUUGCAUUCUGUUGUGUUGAUUCAACCUGCUCUCCUUAA